AUGCCUGCUCAAGAGCGUAUGGAAGAAUUGGGCCAUCGCCUCUCAAUCAAUUCACUUAAGAAAAAGUGGAGCCGCGAGGAAUGGGCAAGCAUCAUUGCAGCCCAGAUUGCGGUGGAGGAAAAAAUCGAAGCCGCUUUAUUGGACGAUGGCUUUUCUCCAGAUGCGAUUUUAGACAAACGGCAUCAGAUAAGGGGCUUUAUGUUUUAUCCGGGAGGGACUUCUUUGACCGAGCCUACUUAUGUGGGCUAUGUCAGGAGUAUCGACAACUUGGGUACUCGCGCGUCUGUUCCAUACAAGCGGGUCAUCCAAGCGAUAGAAAACGAUGAUUUAUCCAUCGGUCCUCCUUAA
This is a messenger RNA of Salvia miltiorrhiza (redroot sage), 348 nucleotides long. The record is from the annotation of a RefSeq genome assembly. NCBI's taxonomy places the organism in Eukaryota, Viridiplantae, Streptophyta, Magnoliopsida, Lamiales, Lamiaceae.